This is a messenger RNA of Oikopleura dioica, 2028 nucleotides long. The record is from the annotation of a GenBank genome assembly. NCBI's taxonomy places the organism in Eukaryota, Metazoa, Chordata, Appendicularia, Copelata, Oikopleuridae.
AUGAGCAGGGACGUCGCUCCCGACAAUCCCAGUCUUCCACAAUCAGAGAGGGCGCUUCAGAAGAAAAUCGACAAAGACCAAAUUGACUUAUCAUUAUCGAGAAGUCAAUUCCAGGCAGCGUAUCUUGCGACUCUACUCAACCGAAACAUAAAUUGCCUCUUUCAAGAAAAAGUUGCUUGCAGCAUAAAAGACUUGCAGCCGACUGGAACGGAAAACUCUCAAACUCUCGACAACUUCAAUCGGCGAAAAUCAGAAGGCAAGAUUGAGCUCAGCGCAACGCAAAAUGGCUCGGCAUUUCGCCGCGUUCAACCCAAAAAUCGCGAUAACGAAAUGAACGAGAUCGCACCCCUCGUUCAGGAACAUCUUCUGGGUCCGCAUUUCAACCGGCUAAACGAUCUGAAGGAGCAGGAGUUGAAAGAGCUCACCCGUCAUCAUCCUUCGGACAGCUCGGUUCCUCAAAGUCCUAUUUCUUUUCCAACAGAAAGCCCGACUCCUGGCGAAAAUGCCUCACCGGUGCCGAAUUCUAGCAACAAAACCGACGACGAAAAACUCAAGAAUCAAGCUCUCUCGCCGCUGAAAUUAGACGAAGCUGUGUCUCGAAAGCAGUCCACCAGAAGCCCACUUCCUAUCAAAAAGAGACGUCUUCACCAAAGCCAAUCUUUCAUCCCUAGUUCACCAUCGAAGCCGUUGGAUGUUCUCACUAGACUACCGGUAUCUGACAGUAAAACCACUACUCCAUCGCAGAGUCCAGUGCCAAGUUCUUCCUCUUCGAUCAAGCCAAAAUCCGAAAGACCAAAAAAGAAUCUUGAACAUGAUAAUCUCGUCGCCGGCAGUUCUGGCACUUUCUGCCCCUCGCCCCUAACUCCCCAUCCCCACCGAAACGAAGACAUCCUCACAGAACUCGAAUUGGCAAAAACUCUUCUUUGCUUCAAACGUUCCGUUACUCCAGCCACUGUCGAGGCUGAUUCUUUUCUCUCCGGUUCUUCCUCCUCUUCCGCCGCUGCUUCUACCUCUGAAUCUGAAAUUUCAGUCUCGAAUUCGCGAAAGAGCAGCUCGCUCAAAAGAGAAACGAAAGGCCGGCUUCGACGAACCGCCUCCUCACUGUCGGGUUUCGACGAAAACGAACUUCAGCAAUUGGCGCCUUUUAUGGGACUUUCUGGAUCAGAGAAGUCUGAUUCUGAGAGCUCCUCGGACGAGUACGCCACAAAAGCAAGACUGGCCAAUGAGCCGAAGAAAAAGUACGGCUCCAGAAAGAGAAGCAAAAGAGAACCAGCUCCAAAGCCAAAACGAGCGGCGAAGAAGCAGGUCGAUUAUCAAGAGGACGAGUCGGUAAAAAUGGAGCCUGAAAUCAAGGAAGAGAAUCUUCCCGCCCAAAAAGUCGACAGUUCAAAAAAUCAGAUUGAUCAAAAAGUUCAAGCAAAAACGCCAUCUCGACCAAAGAAAUCCCUCGACAAUGUCCUCAUGGAUCUGAAAACGGCGCAAGAAAACGACGAAGCUCUCCGAAAAUUCUACGAGGCCGAUGUCGCCGUCUUCGAACCAAGUAGCGAAACCGAGAAGCCAAAAUCUUCGAAGCAAACUCCGCCCAAAUCAAAAUCAAACGCACCUGUAAAGAAAUCCCGAAAGCCCAGUAAACCACAGAAACUCGAAGCGACUUUCGCUCCUGAGAAAAAGAAAAACGAAGAAACUACGUCAAAAGGAGGACAAAAGGAGGGAAAGAAAGAGAAAUCAACUGACGAUGAGAAUAACUGGGUGCCCUCAGAAGAGACGAUUGUUGAUAAGAAUUCGUCUGCGGGGGAGAAUUAUCUCAUCGGAGAAACCGAUGAAUCGUGGAAUUCGGUAACUUGCUUCUGCGGCCUCCCAUUUGCCGGCCGCCCCAUGAUCGAAUGUGACAAUUGCAGUCUUUGGGUUCACAUGACUUGCGGAAAAGUACGAAAGAACUACGUCCCUGCCAAAUACAUCUGUCCACUUUGCAAGCCGCUAAAACGCAAUUCUAACUCUUCCUCUAAAAACACUAGAAAGCGACGUUGA